Molecule: messenger RNA, 994 nt
Organism: Rubroshorea leprosula
Lineage: Eukaryota; Viridiplantae; Streptophyta; Magnoliopsida; Malvales; Dipterocarpaceae
Source: the annotation of a GenBank genome assembly
CCAAUGCAAUAAAGUUAUACGGUGUCUAUUUUUCAUUGAAAAAGGGGUAUUUCCAUGGGUUUGCCUAAAAAAAAUGUUCUUGUGAUAGGCCCUUUUCCUGCCAAAUGGCCCAAAACAAACAGCAACGGGCAGCCAUCGAAACUCAAGUCCGGUCAUAGUGGGCCGUGGUUGAACUGGUUAGGUUUAAGGGUUGAGCGUAUGAUAAAGCGUUUGACAUGGCAUAACAUGUAGAGGGUCAAACAAAAUGGAGAAGGACGAAGCAACUAUGAGGCAGUGGUUAUUGGGCUCAAGCUGGCAAUUCUCCUUCCUCUCCACCCCCCCCCAAAAAAAAAAACCUCUCAAGCCAGCGACAAAAUAUGGCCCCGUUCAAGUUACAGCAUUCAACAGUAUUAGCCAAGGCAUCUUAUUCACAACAACUGAAGCAUCAGAAUACAAAAGAGACGAAGAAAAUGAAAUCCAGCAUGAGACAGUUACAAGCAGAAAUGAGAGAAAUAAGUGAGGAACAGAAAAGCAUUAGAGAGGGACAAAGGCAAGUUAAGGAAAAAUUUAAGGCAAUAGAAUCUGAAUGCCAGAAGCUACACCAGGAGACUAAACUCAUCACGCAGAAGAGUGCCAUUUCCCGUGACCGCCUUACUCUCAUGUUUCAAAUUCUAAAAGCACGACAAAAUAAUGAUUUCCCCACUGCCACCGCCCUCACUCAGGCGCUCCGUGACCAUAUAGGGAUGCAGAGCCAGCACAAAUGAGCUAGCUUUAAAGGAGAGUUGCUGUUGCGUUUAAGUGGUUAUUGGAUGGGCAAGAGCUGUCCAGCCAUGUUUGGUUAAUAAAGUAUUUCCCUUUUUUUUUUCCUUUUUUUUUCCCCUGAAUAAGUUUGGACUUUCACGUGUUCCCUGCUCUGUAAAAAGGAGUUCUUGACGUUCUGUAAUGUGAAAAUCACUUGGCCUUGUUAGCUGUUUUAUUUUUCCUUUUUGUUUUCUAUUAAAUGACUUGGAUUGUU